Molecule: messenger RNA, 1830 nt
Organism: Bombyx mori (domestic silkworm)
Lineage: Eukaryota; Metazoa; Arthropoda; Insecta; Lepidoptera; Bombycidae
Product: coagulation factor XI
Exons: 10
Coding region: 97-1800 (567 amino acids)
Biological process (GO): proteolysis
Molecular function (GO): serine-type endopeptidase activity
Source: RefSeq, a predicted model, not a curated record
AUUGAUUAUUCCGCAAUCAGUGUAAAUUAAAAUAGAUUCAAAUAAACUGUGUGCAAUCAAGUAAAUUUCAGUUCGAUUUCUGUGAAUUUGGACAAAAUGCGUUAUUCUGUCUUAUUCAUACUGACAUGUGCAGUUAUAUUUGCGAAUGGGUAUGCUUUCAAUGGACCUGCAUACGGUUAUCAUUUGAGGUUCGGAGUGCCCAAAGCAUAUGAGUUGAAGCGUUUGGAGUCCAGUAGGAUUAUUGGAGGAAGCCAAGUUGCAGCGGCAUCUGUGAUACCACAUCAUGUAGGACUAGUGGCGCUCUUAACGACCGGUUGGAUGUCAAUCUGCGGUGGCUCUCUUGUCUCCAACACGAGGAUCAUCACUGCAGCUCACUGCUGGUGGGACGGCCAGAGUCAAGCGAAGCAGUUCACAGCAGUACUCGGCUCCACGACUAUAUUCACUGGGGGGAUCAGGAUUGACACCUCAGCUGUAACUGUCCACCCUAAUUGGAACACUAACGAUUACACCCAUGAUAUUGCCGUGAUAAGGAUCACUAGUGUUGCAUACAGUAAUAAUGUUCAAGCGAUUCCAUUGCCAUCGGCCAGCGAUGUCAACCGCGACUUCGUAGGGUUGACUGGCACCAUAUCAGGAUAUGGAAAAACGAGUGGUGCUCAAACCAGCAUUCCACUUACAUCAGUGCUAUACCAGACAAGUGUGCCUGUGAUAACCAACGCAGUCUGCCAGAAUAGUUUCCCCAUCACGAUCCAGGGUAGUCAUCUUUGCACCAGCGGCGCUGGUAACCGUGGCACCUGUGACGGUGACUCUGGCGGGCCCUUGACCGUUGUCUGGAAUAAUUCAAGAAUUUUGAUAGGUGUUAUUUCGUUCGGUCCUAACGAAGGGUGUGAGGCUGGGAAGCCAUCUGUGUACACAAGAGUCACUGCGUUCUUAACUUGGAUUAAUUCGAACAAAAACAAAAUGUUACGGUCGUUUAUAUUAAUUAAUAUUUUAUCAUUUACCUUUGCGAUUGGACCGUAUGGUUAUCAUAAUAGAUUCGGUAUCUCUAAAGCCAAAGAUAUCUGGAAAAGUGAAUGGUUUGGAGCUCUGAGGAUUGUCGGAGGAAGUCAGGUUACCGCAGCGACUUUGAUACCGUAUCAGGCUGGAAUUAUUGUGACUUUGCCAAAAAGUGAUACAUCGAUUUGCGGUGGAGCAGUUCUAUCUAACACCAGAAUAAUCACUGCUGCUCAUUGUUGGUGGGACGGAGAGAGUCAGGCUACCACUUUUACUGCAGUCCUUGGAUCUCUUACCAUAUUCUCAGGGGGAACAAGGAUCGCGACUAAGGACGUGGUGACUCAUUCAUCAUGGAACCCUCAGAAUAUUAUAAAUGAUAUUGCGAUUGUGAAGAUCCUUGCUGUAGUAUUUAAUAACAACAUCCAAGCUGUUUCACUGCCCACUAAUGCUCAGCAAGACUUUGCUGGUAUGACAGCAACAGCUUCUGGAUAUGGAAAGAGAAGUGACUCUCAAGCAUCUUUCCCUUCGUCAACAUCCCUAUACACUGUUUCACUAAGUAUAAUCACAAACAAUCUGUGCCAGAGCAGUUUCAGUCUAAGGAUUCAGAACAACCAUAUCUGCACCAGCGGCCAAGGUGGUAAAGGGACCUGUGAUGGAGACUCAGGAGGACCUUUGACCGUUCUUACUAAUAACCUAAAAACAUUAGUGGGCAUCGUGUCUUUUGGACUUGGCGAUGGCUGUCAGUUGGGCUACCCCUCCGUCUUCACGCGUGUUACAUCCUACUUAACUUGGAUCAAAAGUAACAUGUAAUUUAUAAUAAAUGACAUUUAAUAGAUGGAA